CUUGGCGGCUGCGGGUCCGAACGGGGGGCUGCUGGCGUCGGGAGCGCCGGGCUGUGACAGACGCGCACCUGCCCGGGCUGGAAGCGCCUGUCCGCGUAGCGGCCGCCCCUCGGGGUCGGACACACUUUGUGGACAUAAACAUUUUUAAAACUUUUUUUAAGAACUCGUUUUCUGGGAUUUUUAUAAGCCACCCUGUAGUUUGCGUUGGUUUCCUGCUUCUCCCGCUUCAAGGUAGCGUUUGCUCUGUUCUUCCUGGUACCGUAACACGGGGACCUGAACGGAACUGACAUUUUAAGUACUCCAGGAACCCUGCGGUCCAUCCACCUGUUAAAGCGAGCAGUUGUGCUUCCUUCUUUCUUCUUUUUUCCCCGUGUCGCCUGUUGGAUGUGAUGGAACUCAUGUUUGCGGAGUGGGAGGACGGGGAGAGGUUCUCCUUCGAGGACUCCGAUCACUUUGAGGAGGACUCCCUUUGUUCCUUCAUCUCAGAGGCAGAGAGCCUUUGCCAGAACUGGAGAGGAUGGCGGAAGCAAUCGGCCGGACCCAAUUCUCCCACUGUCAAAAUGAAAGAUGGGCUGGUGAUCCCAUUGGUGGAACUGUCUGCAAAACAGGUUGCAUUUCACAUUCCAUUUGAGGUCGUGGAAAAAGUUUAUCCUCCAGUUCCUGAGCAACUACAGCUUCGGAUUGCCUUCUGGAGUUUCCCUGAAAAUGAGGAAGAUAUUAGACUGUACUCAUGUUUGGCUAAUGGCAGUGCAGACGAGUUCCAGAGAGGGGAGCAGCUGUUCCGAGUGAGGGCAGUCAAAGACCCUCUCCAGAUAGGUUUCCAUCUGAGUGCCACUGUGGUACCCCCGCAGAUGAUGUCACCCAAAGGUGCAUACAAUGUGGCAGUGAUGUUUGACCGAUGCAGGAUCACAUCAUGCAGCUGUACCUGUGGUGCUGGGGCCAAAUGGUGCGCUCACGUCGUGGCGCUCUGUCUCUUCCGGAUACACAAUGCAUCUGCGGUAUGCUUACGAGCACCUGUUUCUGAGUCUUUGUCUCGGCUACAAAGAGACCAAUUGCAAAAAUUUGCUCAGUACCUAAUCAGUGAACUUCCACAACAGAUUCUUCCAACUGCUCAGCGUUUGCUGGAUGAACUGUUAUCUUCUCAGUCAACUGCAAUCAACACAGUGUGUGGAGCCCCAGAUCCCACUGCUGGACCCUCUGCGUCAGAUCAAAGCACCUGGUACCUAGAUGAAUCUACCCUGAGUGACAACAUAAAGAAAACCCUUCAUAAAUUCUGUGGGCCCUCUCCUGUUGUUUUCAGUGAUGUGAAUUCCAUGUAUCUCUCUUCCACGGAGCCUCCGGCUGCUGCUGAGUGGGCCUGCCUUCUGCGUCCCCUGCGAGGGAGAGAGCCUGAGGGAAUCUGGAACCUACUUUCUAUUGUGCGGGAGAUGUUUAAGAGACGGGAUAGCAACGCUGCUCCUUUGCUGGAGAUUCUGACUGACCAGUGUCUGAACUAUGAGCAGAUAACUGGCUGGUGGUACAGCGUGCGGACGUCUGCGUCACACAGCAGUGCUAGCGGGCACACAGGACGCAGCAAUGGGCAGUCAGAAGUAGCUGCUCAUGCCUGUGCAAGUAUGUGUGAUGAGAUGGUGGUUCUUUGGCGGCUGGCUGUCCUUGACCCAACUAUAAGUCCACAGAGGCGCAGGGACCUUUGCUCCCAGCUCAGGCAGUGGCAGCUAAAAGUCAUAGAUAAUGUUAAGAGAGGUCAGCACAAGAAAUCACUGGAGAAGCUGUUCCAGGGUUUCAAGCCAGCAGUGGAAGCCUGCUACUUCAACUGGGAGGAAGCUUAUCCUAUCCCUGGGAUCACCUAUAGCAGCACUGACAAGAAAAACUCAUUCUGUUGGGUAAAAGCCAUCCAACAGAGGAGCUGCCGGUUGCAGUGUGCAGAAGCUGCUUGUGAGGCUGGGAGAGCCCAUGGACAGGAGCCUGGGGGACCAUGUCUGCAACCUGGGGACAGGCUGCGUCCCUCACCCCAGGAGCCAGCGGUUCGUCCAAAGGAACUUACUGGAAAGCGAAAAGUCGUCUCUGAAACACCGCAGAGAGUUCUGCGACGACUUUCAGCAGAAGGUGAUAAAGCUGUGUAUAAGACUGCAGUGGGCAAAGCUAAGUUGCCAGUGAGCAAAGGUUUGACCAGCAAGCAUAGUGGGAAACGCCGCAUGAGCAGUGAAGACAGCUCCCUGGAGCCGGACUUAGCAGAGAUGAGCCUGGACGACAGCAGCUUGGCUCUGGGUGCAGAAGCCAGCAAUACGUUUAGUUUUACAGAAAGCCCACUGAGCAGGAGCUACAGGGAUGCCUUUGAGGAGGAUGGUGGGGUGUACUUCUCUGAGGGACCUGAGCCCAGUGUCAGGAGCAGUUCCACAGGCAAGAAAUCAACCAAGGAUCCUGUGGGAGAGACAGGUAGUGGUGAUGAUGACCUGACUUCUGCAGAUGAGAACAGUGGUGGUGUGAGCCUGAAGCCAGAAGAAGUAGGAGAGAAUGGUGCGGCAGGUGGAGGGGAUGAUGGAGAAGAGGAAGAUGAUUACCAGGUAUACUAUCUGAAUCCACAAGAGGUAGCCAAGGAAGAUGAUGACAAAGCUGAAGGGGGAAAUGAAGAGGAACAGGAUAUGUUUGCUGGUAUAAAGCCUCUGGAGCAGGAGAACCGGAUGGAGAUCCUGUUUGCCUGUGCAGAAGCCCUGUAUGCACAUGGAUACAGCAAUGAAGCAUGUCGCUUAACUGUAGAACUUGCCAGGGACCUAUUAGCCAACCCUCCAGAUCUCAAAGUAGAGCAGCCACCAACUAAGGGCAAAAAGAACAAGGUAUCAACCAGCAAGCAAACAUGGAUGGCAACCAACACCUUGUCCAAAGCUGCUUUCCUGCUGACUGUACUGAGUGAGCGGCUGGAGUACCACAACCUGGCCUUCCGAAUAGGAAUGUUUGCUCUGGAGCUGCAGAGACCGCCUGCCUCUACAAAAGCACUAGAGGUGAAGCUGGCAUAUCAGGAGUCUGAGAUUGCAGCCCUCUUGAAGAAGAUUCCCUUGGUCACUAAUGAGAUGAAUACUAUUCGAGGAAGAGCUGAAGAACUGCGAGAAGGAACACUGUGUGAUUAUCGUCCUGUCCUGCCUCUCAUGUUGGCUAGCUUUAUAUUUGAUGUCCUGUGCACUCCAGUGGUUUCUCCUACAGGCUGUAGACCUCCAAGUCGCAAUUGGAAUAAUGAAAUGCCUGGAGAUGAAGAGCUUGGUUUUGAAGCAGCUGUUGCUGCUCUUGGCAUGAAGACAACUGUCAGCGAAGCAGAACAUCCUCUGUUGUGUGAAGGCACUCGAAGGGAGAAAGGAGAUCUGGCACUAGCUCUGAUGAUUACCUACAAGGAUGAUCAAUCGAAGCUGAAGAAGAUUUUAGACAAACUUCUGGACAGAGAGAGUCAAACUCAUAAGCCACAGACUCUGAGUUCCUUCUACUCUUCCAGCAAGCCUACAGUAGCAAACCAAAAGUCUCCUUCCAAACAUGCUGCCCAGUCCACUGCAGCCAUCCAGCAGCUUCCAGGGACUUCAGUUGCUCAGCAAGCUGGUGUAAGCCCAGCAGUUCAGAGCAGUCCUGAGACUUUUGUGGAGAAGAGUUCACAAGAGAGCUCUCAGAGGUCCCCCUGUGAGCCAGCUGGGGAAUCCACUGUCUUGAAACAGGAAGGAAAGGUCCCCAGUCGUCUGGCCCUUGGAAACCGAGGUGGAUACAACGGAAGAUGUUGGGGUUCACCUGUGAGGCAGAAGAAGAAACACACAGGCAUGGCUAGUAUUGACAGCAGUGCUCCUGAAACUACCUCUGACAGUUCUCCAACACUCAGUCGGCGUCCCCUACGUGGGGGAUGGGCAGCAACAUCUUGGGGCCGAGGACAAGACAGCGACAGCAUCAGUAGUUCUUCAAGUGAUUCACUGGGAUCUUCUUCUUCCAGUGGCAGUAGGAGAGCCAGUGGGGGAGCCCGUGCAAAAACUGUGGAAGUUGGCAGGUAUAAAGGGAGGCGGCUGGAAAGCCAUGCUCCUCAUGUCCCAAACCAGCCUUCAGAGGCAGCUGCCCACUUCUACUUUGAAUUGGCCAAGACAGUCCUUAUCAAAGCAGGUGGAAACAGCAGUACCUCCAUCUUCACGCACCCUUCCUCCAGUGGUGGACACCAGGGACCACACCGCAACCUUCACCUCUGCGCCUUUGAGAUUGGGCUGUAUGCACUAGGGCUGCACAACUUUGUGUCUCCCAACUGGCUCUCUCGAACUUACUCCUCCCAUGUCUCCUGGAUCACAGGGCAGGCCAUGGAGAUUGGUAGUGCAGCCCUGAACAUCUUAGUGGAGUGUUGGGAUGGACAUCUGACCCCCCCAGAGGUGGCAUCAUUGGCAGACAGAGCCUCGCGGGCCAGAGACUCCAACAUGGUGAGGGCAGCUGCUGAACUGGCACUCAGCUGCCUGCCCCAUGCCCAUGCCCUGAAUCCAAAUGAGAUCCAGAGGGCUCUGGUGCAGUGCAAGGAACAGGACAAUCUGAUGCUGGAAAAGGCCUGUAUGGCAGUAGAAGAGGCAGCCAAGGGAGGUGGCGUUUACCCAGAAGUUCUCUUUGAAGUAGCUCACCAGUGGUACUGGCUUUAUGAACAGAUUGUUGGUGGGACUCCAGCCCAGAGAGAAGGUGCCACUGGCUGCAGUGCCGGUGGUGCACGGGCUGCGUCAGAAGCAGCACGUGGGUUGACAGACAACCGGGUGACCACUGAGCCAACCACCGUAACAGUGGCAGCUGCAGUAACCGCAGCAGCAACGGUCGUGCCAGUAAUCUCUAUGGGGUCAACCAUGUACCAGCAGCAUACGAUGGCAGGACCGGCAAUGGCGCAUACACACACGCAGGGCCUCCACCCUUACACCACCCUUCAGACUCACAUUCCCUGUAAUCCCCAGUAUAUUGGACACACUAUCCAGCACAUGCCACGUCCAGCUGUCUUCCCAGUGCCUGGCUCAGCGUACCCACAGAGUGUCCAUCCAGCAUUCAUAGGAGCGCAGUACCCCUAUUCGGUAACAACACCAUCAUUGGCAGCUACUGCAGUGUCGUUCCCUGGUGUGCCAGUCCCAUCCAUGACACAGAUAGCAGUGCAUCCCUACCACAGUGAAACUGGACUGUCACUGUCUUCCAAUGUAGCGAUAGGAAGUGUCCAUGCAGGAUCAACGUUCCCAGCGAUUCAAGGGGCUUCCUUGACAUCUCUGUCCUCACAGCCCAACUCCCUUGUUACAGGGGGGUUUCCCGCCGAGGAUGAGCAGCACAGUCAGCCUGUGAGCCCCCAGGGUUUGCACUACCUCCACUCCGCAUACCAAGUUGGGAUGCUGGCUCUGGAGAUGCUUGGCCGAAGAACUCAGAGCGAUCAUCCCAACAACUUCUCCCGCAGUCCACCCUAUACAGAGGAUGUAAAAUGGCUCCUUGGAUUGGCUGCAAAGCUAGGUGUAAACUACGUGCAUCAGUUUUGUGUCGGUGCAGCCAAGGGAGUGCUGAACCCUUUUGUGCUUCAGGAUAUCAUCAUGGAAGCUCUACAGAGGCUCAACCCUGCACAUGUGCACAACCAUCUGCGCACCCCAGCCUUCCACCAGCUGGUGCAGAGGUGCCAGCAGGUCUACUUGCAGUACAUCCAUUACCGGCUGAUCCACCUCGCUCCAGCUGACUACGAUGAUUUUGUGAAUGCCAUCCGCAGCGCCAGAAGCGCCUUCUGCCUGACUCCCGUGGGCAUGAUGCAGUUUAAUGAUAUUCUCCAGAACCUGAAGCGCGGCAAGCAGACAAAGGAUCUGUGGCAAAGGGUCUCUCUGGAAAUGACCACCUUCUCACCGUGACAGCAGGUGGAGCUCCACACAACCCUUUGCUCUGCGUAGUUGUAGUUCCAUUUACACCAUCCUUCCUUCUGGUGUCUUUUUUUAAUUUUAGUUUUAACUUGCUGGAAACCACUGAUCUGAUGUAUUUAUACCAUGACAUUCCUCUCCAGCACUGUUGCGUGUUGGUGCCCUGCUUCGCUCGCUCUUCCUCCACCUUCCCAGUGAGCUGCGGGCUUCAGAAGCAUCAGGAAAUGAGAAGGAAGUCGAGCUGGCUGCCCUGUGGUGUAGUCACUGCUUUUUUCCCUGAGCCCCUGGAGACUGUCCUGCGAGCAGUUGCAGGGUGAUUGCGCAUGUGUUUGAGGGGUGGGGGAGUCUGUCUUAAAUAUUUAUUUUGGCAUUUAUAAAUAUGUAAACUUUUUUUUAAUGUAUGGGCUUCUCUUACUCCACAUACCAUCUCCUGUCGGGAGAAGCUGGGACUGCUGUGCACAGUCAGUGCUCCCUUCAUUCCUUUCAGCAUCUUCCUGCUGAGAGAAGUUGAGACUGGAGUAGCAGGGCCAGGGCCACCUCUGCAGCUUUCUGCAGCAGCUGCUGAGGGCAGAGGCUGGAGCUUGGGCAAGGUCCAAGACUGCCUGGAGCUGCCUGGUGACUGCCAGAAGUGCUUGGGCUCUUUCUCAAGUGUCCCUCGCUGGACACUGCUGGCUCUUAGGACGUUUUGAUCCUGGUCGUUUGGAGUUGUACAAUCAUGUUUCUUUUGGCUGGGGUAUUACUCUCCUGUAAUCAGUUUCUUAUCCCUUGUCUCUUCUCGUUUCCUGAUUAAACACUCGUUUUCUUAGACUGACUCUCUCUUCUCUCUGCUAUGAUGUUGACAUUCUGAUGGAACUGGCCAGCCGUGUGUCAGUGGGAGCUCCUGUGAGUGCUGUAGAUAGUCUAAGGCUCACUGGGAAAUAGCAGCUAGCACGAGGUAGGUGGCCAGAGCUUUUGUACAAGCAGUGAUCCAGAAGUUUCUUGUCUGGUUGUGCUCUGUGGAUGUCAUACCUCUACAGGGGCUGAGGACUGCACUGACUGGAUGGCUGAUGGGUGUGAGCAGAGCUGGUGGAAAGCCUGGGGCAUCCCAGUGCAGUUUCUACGCUUAUGCUGGCCACCGGGUUCCUCUUGUGCUUUGGAAAGCACAAGGGAUACCAUGUGAUAAUGUAUUUCUCUGGAUUUCCAGAGCUUUGUGCAAAACCAGAGUUGCUCACAAUUGAUGUAAUUGCUAAAGGAUGUGCAGUCUGGUCCUGUGAGUUGUGAGAGCUGUUUGGACUACCCAAUUUUUAUGUUGCAGAAAAUUAAUUCUAGGAAGCUUUUAUUUUUAUACCAAGGAAAUUUAAAAGGCUAAUGCCAUUUGGAAGCAUACAAGCACAAAAUUUUUUUCUUUUUUUUUUUAAUGCCAUAAUUAGAGGUUUGAUGUAUGUUAAGAAUCUUAAUGUCUCAAUAGUAAUAUAUUUUGUUACUUACUUGGGUUUAGCCAAUGACAAUAGGGAGGUUUCAGUUUUUGCAAGCUAAAAGUGUAUGUUUGUUUAAUAUUUUCAAUGACGUUCAUAAGAAAUAAAUUAACUCAAAAGCAUAGGACAAAGUACAUGAGCAUACUCCUUCGGUCUGACUUCUGUGUGCUGCACAGGCCAAGGAGCAUCGCUAAGUUUCUCUUAGUUCUGACUGUGCAACAGGAACUAUUUAAAGUUCUCCUUGCAGCCCUUUGUAUACCUCCACCAUGUGUUCUGCUCUCUGGUUACGUGCUAAUUAUAAAUGCCAGUGUGCGUAAGAAUGUGUGAAGUUAUGUGGUUUUUAAGUUAACUCUGGAUUGGUUGUGAGCUGCCUGUUAUUGAGAAGUCCAGGCCUCACCUCUGGCCUUCCUAGAGCACUUUGUGCCCUUUAGUGCUCAUAUGUUCAGGGCUGGGAAAGGUGUUUGUAGGAAAAAAUGAGUGUUUUCUAAUGAAGUUUAAUCUUUUCCGUUGUUUAUGGAGAACAAUUAAGGGUAGAGGAGAGAGCGUCUUCUAGAAGGAAAGAAGCAGAGGGAAAUGGGCAAGAAAGCUGAAUGUUUUCAGUAUCAGAACAGACCCUGUAUGAGUUGUCUUUAGCAGCUGUGGGGCCCAAUCAGAGGAAGAACCAAGGAAUCUCACCUCAGACUGAUGUCAACUGAACAAGCAGCUCAGUGGUCUGAGGCACAGGUCAGUAGUUUUGCAAGUUUCCAGUCUUACCUCUGAAAACUAGAGCACUCAGGGAGCUGUGUGGAGGGGCUGCCUUAUAGUUUAUUCAGACAGAUCACAACGUUUCUAUAUCUGGGAUCUCUGGAUCCAUUAAUCUCUUGUUGUUCCUGAGCCAUGGAAAUAUAUCUGAACAAGGACAGGAAGAGUGAGAAAGGGUAUGUUUUUUCCUGCUACAUGCCUGGAAGGUGCUUGAGGUAAUCUUUCUUUUAUAAGAGAUGAUGGUGAUCAAAGAAGCAUGAGUUUACUGUAAGUUAGAAAAAUUAAAAUCCUGUGCAGCUGUCUCAGUUUUGUCACUGUUCCAGACAUGGGGAAAGUACUCAGAUCUAUAGAUUGUACUUCUUCAUGUGUUCUGUAUUCACAGUGAUUUUCUCUGACUUGCUACAUUUAUUUCCUCAUGUGACCACAGGAAAUAUGUUUCUUCCCUGAAGAAGUUAAUGGCCAUUUAGUAUCUUUUCCACUUGUAUAUAUGUGGUCUUAUAAAUAAAGCUGUUUCUAGGACAGCAGUGUAUUUAAACUUAAUCUUUUGAUUCCUGCAUAGUUUCUCAGUCUGUAGAGGUGGUCAUAUAUUUAGUGAAGUUGAUAAAUGUGCCAAAAUAACAUCUGGAUUCUUGGCUAUUUGGGUCAUCAGGAGGAAUGGUUUGAUUUAGCUCUUAUGCAGUGGAUAAAAUAAAAGCUUUAGUCAUUGCUUGGAACACAUCUCUUGAUACAGAUGCAGCCUUUUUCUGUAAAAAUCAGGCACAUCAGCCUCUGUGAGGGCCUGCUUUGCUUCUCCCCUCCAUAGGGAAAUAUGUAGGACAUAUUCACCUACAACCAUCUUUCUUGCCUGUGAAGGUUUUCCUUUUGGAAGUCCUUUCCAGGACUAUGAGACAGAAGGACAUUAUCUGCCUUUGGACUUCAGCAUCUUUCCAGCCAGUGAACCAUGAGAAUUGUCAUCUGAUGAAUAACGAGCCUAACAGCUAGGGCUAGAGUUAGCUGAAAAGUGUGUUUCUUUCUAAUGUUUGUUUACCCUCAUUAGUAUUUAUUUGGGAUAUGUAUUUUCCUUCUCUGAGGAAACUCUGAGAGAAACACCCUUGUAGGGGCACACUGAACCUAAAGUGUUUGCAUUUUUUUGGUGGUGGGAGUUUGGUUUUUAAUCAAGCUUAGCACAUUUAGAACUGGCUUGGCCACUGCUACAUAGUGCUAGAGGGCAUUGAAGAGUUUUGCAAGAGCAGCGUGAGCAGAAAUGGAGUAAGCAAGGUCUGUGUCUGUGAAAUUUAAUACAUCCUCGUAUAAAUAAGUUAGCUGAAAUGUGACAUAAGUGUUUUUCUAAGUAGAAGAGAAGUAGUUUUCUGUAAGACUUUGGUUGUUUCUUGGUUUUGUUUUACUUGUCCAGGAAUCCAAAAAAUGGCACAGUGUUAAAAUGAUGUUUCCAGGGUGCACUUGGGAGAUGUAUCACAAAAGCAUAAAGGUGUUGAUGACUACAACAGUAUUGAUGACUUUUUUUUUUUUAAAUCUGAACUGAAAAAUUAAAAAGGCAAGUUAGGGUAGCAGAACUUAACUAUUAAAAUAUAUACAUAUUUUUUAUGACUACAACUGCUGUAUGACUUUGCUUUUAAUCCAUCCUUAGUGAUAGAAUGAACUGCUCUCAAUUAACAGUUUAUUUAGAAUUUUUUGGUUUUUCUCUGUGCCCUAAUUAGAGCUUCAUAUGAUGUGAUUAUGGUAAAAUAACAACAGGGAGUCUUUCUUAAUAUUACCAUUUUUGUUUACUACCUCUCCUCUCACUCCUCAGCACAAUUUAAAAGUGGAUUUUGAUCUUCAUUCUACUUCCUGCUCACAUUUUGCUUGGGGGCAGGGUGGUCAAUAGCUCCUGUCAAAGAGCAUCAUUACUCUGUGAGAACUGCGAGUGCAGUCUGGGGAUAUUCUGUGCUAGGGUUUCAGUUUGAGCCUACCAUGAGUUAAAGCUUUUUCUCAGGGCUAACUGCCAAAUACAAGCUUUGUGAGCUGUCACAAGGUAACUCCACUGCUGUAUAUUGUUAAUUGUUGGUAUAACAACAGUGUCUGUGCUUGUAAGCAAUUGUUUUCUUGUUGAUGUUGCCUGUUUGCAGUUAUAGAGUAACUACUUAAUGCUGUACAGUCUGCACUGCACAAUUACUCUGUUGCCACUAAGGACAUGAUGAACUAUUAAGGAAUUGGGGGGAGAAAUGCUAGCAAUGCAUUAAAAUCUAUUAUAUAUAGUAA
This is a messenger RNA of Lagopus leucura (white-tailed ptarmigan), 10297 nucleotides long. RefSeq names its product zinc finger SWIM-type containing 8 (gene ZSWIM8). The coding region runs from base 390 to 5858 and encodes 1822 amino acids. Gene Ontology annotation, molecular function: zinc ion binding. Gene Ontology annotation, cellular component: Cul2-RING ubiquitin ligase complex. The transcript is spliced from 26 exons. The record is from RefSeq and is a predicted model, not a curated record. NCBI's taxonomy places the organism in Eukaryota, Metazoa, Chordata, Aves, Galliformes, Phasianidae.